GAGAACUUGUAAUAUUGUGUUUGGCAGAGGGAAGUAGAUACUUGUAAUUUCUUGCAAACAGCCCCUUGGUUAGGUUUAAUUCCAGGCACAGAUGGGCAGAUNUUAGAAUCCACCAAACACAGGCAAUUGCUGUUUAUAAUGAUGCUAGGAAUGGUUGAAUAAAAUUUCAAUGUUAGGUGCAACAUUUUUGUUACAUUAUCAAAUUAAGUUAGGACACAUAUGGUAGACAAUAAAGAAUAUUAAAAUUUGCAUAGUUUGAUUUCUGAGCACAUGUAUUUAAUCUAUGUAUGCCAAAACAGAUCUCUUGUACAAGGCCAACAUUGACACUGGAAGUGUACUGGAAUAUGCCCUUGCUUUCACCAGUGCCGCUUUAGAUAAAUACUGUGGCAAAUGGAGCACGGCCCCUAAGACAGGAUUUAUUGAUAUCACAACUUCAAAGGACUUCUACCGAAUAUUUAGUGGCCUACAAAUAGAAUACUUGGAGGAAUCUGUAUUAUUGCAGUCAAGCAGCCACGAAAUGUUGGGCGAUUCUGUUGCCUGGGGUGGAUGCACAAUCAUCUACUUGCUUGGCCAGCAACUGCACUUUGAACUCUUUGAUUUUUCACAUCAAGUCCUCAAUGUUUCAGAGGCAGAAGCAGCAGCGUUUACAUCACCGCAAAUGAAUCUUGCAUUUGUUCAGGGAUUGGAUAGCUUAAUGGAGGCUAUGAAGAAAGCGAGGAGGCUAAACAGUCAUGUGUUUUCAAUGUUGAAAGCCCGGUGCCCGCUUGAGGACAAGCAAGCAUGCGCUAUAAAACCAAGUGGUGCACCAUUGCAUCGCGUCAAAUAUGAGAACACGGUAUCUGCUUUCGAAACACUCCCUCAGAAAGGUGCUUGAGAUUAAUGGUCUGUUUCCACGACACGACUCCAUCUUUUUUAGUCUUGACUUUCUGUGUUUUACGCAAAGGAUUGGCACCUUUUGAUUUUUUUGUAACCAAGUACUUUGCCAAUUUUUUUUAAAUACAAGUGUGUUGGGUAUAUUAGUGCUGGUGUCCACUUGAGUGGUUAGAAUAUUACUGUGAUUUUCUCACCAAAAGUUUCAGAUGGGAUCUAGGGAAUACAACAAUUUUAGCUGAUUUCUUUUAUAGCAAAUUUCAUAAAUGGUCCUUAAUUAU
Messenger RNA from Cuscuta campestris, 1151 nucleotides. The record is from the annotation of a GenBank genome assembly. NCBI's taxonomy places the organism in Eukaryota, Viridiplantae, Streptophyta, Magnoliopsida, Solanales, Convolvulaceae.